This is a messenger RNA of Lasiodiplodia theobromae, 255 nucleotides long. RefSeq lists its product as uncharacterized. Bases 1 to 255 code for a protein of 84 amino acids. The record is from RefSeq and is a predicted model, not a curated record. Lineage: Eukaryota; Fungi; Ascomycota; Dothideomycetes; Botryosphaeriales; Botryosphaeriaceae. The transcript has a single exon.
AUGCCCUCCUCGACCCCACUUACCGCAUUCACCUCACCCUCCCCAUCCAAAUCCCACACAUCCUUCGCUCCAUCCGCCACCCAAUCUCCCAUCACCUUCCUUAGCGACGUCCGCAUGUUACCAUACCCCGUCGCCAAAACCACCACAUCCGCCAACACCACCGCCUCCUUCUCCAACCCCAUAAUCCCCUCCGCACACCUCACCACCUUCACCUUCCCCUCAACAACCAACCACGACGCACCCACAUCAACAUAA